GGGACGCUGCUGGCCGCUUGGGCUGGGAUCUGAGAUGCCAAAGCGAGGGAAGAAGAAGGAAGAUGGAGUCCUUCCGGAAGAGAAAGAGGAGGUGGCAGAGCCAGAGCCUAAGAAGGCUAAGAAAGGGGGAGCUAAGGCUGAGAAAGAGCCCGAUGGCCCAAUCAUGUACCAGGAUCCCCCGGAUAAACUCUCUUCUCCUAGUGGCAAGAAGUACACGGUGAAGAUCACUUCCUGGAAUGUGGACGGGAUCCGUGCCUGGGUCAAGAAGAAGGGCCUGGAGUGGGUGCGUGAGGAAGACCCUGACGUGCUCUGCCUGCAGGAGACGAAAUGUGCUGAGAAGCAGCUGCCUGUUGACAUUCGGGAGAUGGAGGAAUAUCCCCACAAGUACUGGGCCUGUUCGGACGACAAAGAAGGUUACAGCGGAGUGGCCCUUCUCUCCAAGGUCAAGCCCAUCGACGUCACGUAUGGUAUUGGCGAGGAGGAGCAUGACAAGGAAGGCCGCGUGAUAUCGGCGGAGUUCCCCGAAUACUUCCUGGUGACUGCCUACGUGCCCAACGCGGGCCGGGGACUGGUGCGGCUGGAGUACCGCCAGCGCUGGGACAAAGCCUUCCGGUCGUAUCUCCAAGGCCUGGCCGCCCGCAAACCCCUGGUCCUGUGCGGCGACCUCAACGUGGCGCACCAAGAGAUCGACCUCAAGAACCCCAAGGGCAACAAGAAGAACGCAGGCUUCACGCCGGAAGAGCGGGCUGGCUUCGGCGAGCUGUUGGGCGCCGGCUUCGGCGACACCUUCCGCCACCUCUACCCCGACACGCCCUAUGCCUACACCUUCUGGACCUACAUGAUGAACGCCCGGGCCAAGAACGUGGGCUGGCGGCUCGACUACUUCCUGGUCUCCGAUGGGCUGCUGGAGGGUCUGUGUGACAGCAAGAUCCGCUCCAAGGCUCUGGGGAGUGACCACUGCCCCAUCACCCUGUAUCUGGCCGUGUGA
Messenger RNA from Euleptes europaea (tarantolino), 988 nucleotides. It is a transcript of the gene APEX1, whose product is annotated as apurinic/apyrimidinic endodeoxyribonuclease 1. Gene Ontology annotation, molecular function: endonuclease activity; double-stranded DNA 3'-5' DNA exonuclease activity; phosphoric diester hydrolase activity. Lineage: Eukaryota; Metazoa; Chordata; Lepidosauria; Squamata; Sphaerodactylidae. Gene Ontology annotation, cellular component: nucleus. The record is from RefSeq and is a predicted model, not a curated record. The transcript is spliced from 4 exons. Gene Ontology annotation, biological process: base-excision repair. Bases 35 to 988 code for a protein of 317 amino acids.